AUGCUUCAACCCUCCUUUGUCUUGUGGCUGUGUGUCGUUUUCAGCCACUACGUUGUUGUGGCAUGGAUCCCUCCAAGAAAUGCGACCGGCUGGGAACCAGUCGAUGCGAUGCGGCAACGAUUGGGCAUCGACUUUAACUUUACACCUUCCCUGUUACAUCCCGAGAUUUGUCGGUUUUUGACAGUCGACGAAUGCCGUACGGCCGAUCAGAGUAUGCAGGAUCAUGCCGCAGCUCAACGGCGCCGUUUGCAACGCCGCAAUAAUCCCAACUUGGGAAAAUUCAAAGUCCUCAUCCUCCUCGUAGUCUUUGCCGAUCACGUGGAUCGACCAAGAUUGGACAAGGCCGAUGUGGAAAAUACGUGGAAGACAUUGGUGCCCGAAUGGUUUGAUGUCAAUAGCUAUGGUCUUUACGAUAUCGAUCCCGUCGUUACCGAAUGGGUCGUCACGGACAAUACCGAAGAAUACUAUGCGUUUGAUAAGCGAGGGAUUACGCCGGACUUUCAAAAGGCCGCUUGGCCGGCACUCGAUGCUCUGGACAAUACACCGGGCUGGGACUGGUCCAUUUUUGACAUCGACGAAGAUGGCAAACUGGACAGUGUGGUGGUUACACACUCGGGAUACGGGGCAGAGACUCGAGAAGAAGAUGAAUACGGGACACACUACGAACAACGGAUUUGGGCCCAUGCAUUUGCCAACAGUGGACAAAUCAAAUGGACCUCCAAAGACGGGAGUGUCCAACUCAAUGGAUACACCGUCGCAUCGGCGCUAGAAGAUGACACGGGAGUGGAACCCGCCACCAUUGGUCUGACGGUGCAUGAGCUGGUCCUUGCUUCCUGCGAUGUCGUCUACGGAAAGCCCUUUGGAGCAUUUCAGUUUUCUAAUGAUCUGUUCAUGCUGCUGCUUUGUAGGUACAUGCAUACCUUUGGGCUCAUUGAUCUCUAUGCUCCCAUGGGUUUGGGUAUUGGCGGCUUUGACAUCAUGGCAAAUCCAUACGGACCCAAGGGAAAUGCCAACAAACCCGGACACUUGUGCACAUGGAGUAAAAUACAAGCCGAGUGGAUCACGCCCAAAAUCAUUGACUCGGAUGGAAUCUACACGUUGGAGCCACUUCCAUUGUCCAACGAUGCCUACAAAAUUGUCAUCAACUCCUUUGGACCCAACGAAGAGUACUUGCUAUUGGAAAAUCGACAAAAAUUGGAAUUCGAUGUGGAUCUGUACGGCAAUGGCUUGGCCAUUUUCCACAUUGACGACACAAAAGAUGGACAAGACCAAGCUGGAUACCCGGGACACACGGACGACAGUGGCCUGGAAUGGCCCGAAAAUGGCCAUCAUUACGAAGUGGCCAUGCUGCCUGCCGAUGGACAAUACGAUUUGGAACAAGGCAAGAACUAUGGGGAUGCCGGCGAUUUGUGGUCUCCCGGGCAGGAGCUGGGGCCCGGAAAUGGUAACACGGUCUUUCCCAACACGGAUGCCUACAUGGAUGGAUGGGUCGUUGAGUCUGGUGUCACCAUCAAGGUUCUGGAACCGGAUGGUCAGAUUGUCAAGUUUGAAGUCUCCGGGUUGGGCGGAGGCGGCAGUGGUAACAGCAACGGCAAUAGUCCUACGACUUCCAGUCCCACCGCUGCUCCUAUAGCUGCGACGAAAGCUCCGACCUCAUCUACUCCAUCACCAAGUCUAGAGACCGGAAUAGCUACCACAACGAAUGGCACAGAUCUUGGUGACGCUGAUGGAAAUCCCACGAAUCAAUCCAAAAUUGACCUUCCCAACCCGCAAGAUGAUGGCUCUGUGGCCACUGACGGAGCACCCGGCGAUCUCUUUGCCAACAGUAGCACUAGUCCACCUCCCUUCUCCGUUGCGGACAGGCCAUGGGCGGAAAGCUCGUCCGCUAUUGGAAUGAAUGACCUGCUUUGGCAAGCUCUACCGCUUCUAUGUAUCAUGAGUGUGUCUGCGUGGAUAUCAAUCGCAUGA
Molecule: messenger RNA, 1968 nt
Organism: Seminavis robusta
Lineage: Eukaryota; Bacillariophyta; Bacillariophyceae; Naviculales; Naviculaceae
Source: the annotation of a GenBank genome assembly